Molecule: messenger RNA, 4830 nt
Organism: Neoarthrinium moseri
Lineage: Eukaryota; Fungi; Ascomycota; Sordariomycetes; Amphisphaeriales; Apiosporaceae
Exons: 5
Coding region: 1-4830 (1609 amino acids)
Biological process (GO): amino acid biosynthetic process; sulfate assimilation
Cellular component (GO): sulfite reductase complex (NADPH)
Molecular function (GO): sulfite reductase (NADPH) activity; sulfite reductase (ferredoxin) activity; FMN binding
Source: RefSeq, a predicted model, not a curated record
AUGUCCUUUCUCUUCCGCAAAGCAGACCCGUCGUCUGGUCCUGCCUCUCACCUCGGAGCAGACAUGGAUUCGCAGAACAUCGAGAUUCGCACGCCCCAAGAGGCCGUUGCGAGAAUUGCCUACCUGGCCAGCGACGUCGUCGUCUCGGUCCAGCCGUCGCAAGCACAAGACUCGGCCUUCUCAUCGCACCUGAAGCGAUAUGCCGCCCGGAAGGACCAGAGUCUGGUCGCAAAGAGCAGCGGCGCCGUCCCAGAGAUUCAAUCCGUCAGGCACAACACAGACCCUCUGCUGUCCGUCUUCGCGCCCAUCCGAUCCGGCCAGCUAGUUUCAGUCACGACGAGCUCGACUGUCCUACUUCCCUCGAUCGCCCACCUCUACAAGCUCGCCAACUACCCCGUGGUGCUCCACGUCUCCCUGCAAUCCGGCCAGUCCCCAGACUACUCGGCCAUCACAGCCAUCAGAAACUCGGGAUGGACUUUCCUCCAGUCCGAGUCGUUGCAGGAAGCCCAGGAUAUCGCAGUGACUGCACAUGCACUGGCUGUCCGAUCGGGAAAGGGUGUCAUUCACUUUUUCGAUGCCGGUUCCAGCUCGCGGGACAAGCCAAUUGGCCCCGAGGACGCAUCCCUGGUGCGAGAUCUGCUUAACCUUGGUGAUGUGCGCCGAUUCCAGGCCUCCUCGAUCCAGGGCUCUAGCAUCUAUGCCGACGACGGCAGGGUAGCUGUGGCCAGCGAGCAGCCUGAUACCGUAGCUAACGGCGCUUCCACCUUGACCGACUCUACUCUCCUGGACGCUACCUCCAAGGCAACUUCUACUGAGGCAUCGGUGAAGUCCGGCUCUCCGAGUGACUCGAGCGCUACGCCAAGCGUGUCGACAGCAACCACCAUCGACGCAAACGCCCCAGUCGUGACAUCCGAAGACAUUUACAAAUAUGUUACUGCUAUCUGGACCCAGCUGAGGAACUUGACGGGUCGUGAAUACAACGCUUUCGAGUGGUCUGGACCCGCAACCGCCGAGAACGCCAUUUUCGUCUUUGGAUCAGAUGCCGGGCUCUUUGCCGAGGCUCUGGAUGCCGCCCAACCUACGGAUGUCUAUGCCAAGUCGGGCAUGAUCACAGCCAGGUUAUACAGACCGUGGCUGGGCGCCAAGUUGAUCGAGGCUAUCCCGAAGUCUGUUAAGCGCAUUGCUGUGCUCGAGCAGGUUUCGAGAAAGACUACGAAGUGGGGCCCCCUUUUGAUUGACGUCCUGACCUCGAUCAAGAGUGGCCCGGGAGGCGUCGAGCACAUCGUUGGCUACCAAAUCGGGUACAUCGCACCAGAUACCGUCUCUCAGGCGCUCAAGGGCGUUUUCCAGAACCUUACCUCCCCGAAGCCGCUCCAGAACCUCGAGGUUGGCAAGCGUGAAGCGCCUGAGACUCCCACUGGCUACGGCCUCGAGCAACCGAAGCUCGAAACUGCAUACACCAAGAUCCUGGACCAGCUGUUUGGCAACCGGGCCUAUGUUGCCAAUGCUCUCAACUCUCAAAAUGCUGGUGUUUCAUCAACAGUUGCCGCAAGCCCCGAGUUCGGUUUUGGCUCACUCCUUGCCCGCAAGGAGCACCGUCAGCGAUUUGUCAAGGAGGUCAAGCAGGCAGCCACCUCCAACGCUUUCACAACCGAAGCGCCCAAGCAAUGGCUCGCAAAGUGGUCUGCAGGCGCGGAGGACGCCCAGAAGGCAGGUGAGAUUGCCGACGACGUAGUCUCACGCCUGGAAACCGAUGGAUCAUCGAUCGCUCGUCAGCUGCUUUCCAGCAAGGGCCUCUUCCGAAAGGAAUCCCUCUGGUUGGUGGGCUCGGAUGCCUGGUCCUACGAUCUUGGAAACUCAGGCGUCCACCACGUUCUGGCCUCGGGCGAAAACGUCAACAUGUUGAUCAUCGAUUCGACCCCAUUCUCUCAGAAGUCAGCAGCCGACGCUGCCAGACGUAAGAAGGACAUCGGUUUGUACGCGAUGAACUACGGCAAUGCAUAUGUUGCUUCGACUGCUGUCUACAGCUCCUACACCCAAGUUCUGCAGGCCAUGCUUGAGGCCGACAAAUUCAAUGGCCCGUCCAUUGUGCUUGCUUACUUGCCAUACUUCGGCGAGCAUGAUUCUCCCCUCACUGUUCUGCAAGAGACCAAGAAGGCAGUCGAUGCUGGCUACUGGCCACUUUACCGAUGGAACCCCGCCAACGAGACGAAGGGCGAGCCUAACUUUGCCUUGGAUUCCGAGUUGGUAAAGAAGGAGCUGAAGGAGUUCCUAGCCAGGGACAACCACCUGACUCAAUUGAUGCAAAAGGAGCCCACAUUCGCCGCCAACCUUGCUCAAGACUUUGGCACAGAGGUGCGCGCUCAGCAGAAGCGAAAGGCUAGGGAUGCUUACAACGAGCUUUUGGAAGGACUGUUUGGAGCCCCUCUCACCAUCCUGUUCGCUUCCGACAACGGCAAUGCCCAAUCUCUUGCCAAGCGCUUGGGCACGCGUGGUAGAGCCAGGGGGCUAAAGACGUCUGUCAUGGCCAUGGAGGACUACCCGGUGGAGGAUCUUCCUUCGGAGGAGAACAUCGUCUUCAUCACUUCCACAGCCGGCCAGGGAGAAUUCCCCCAGAAUGGCUUGUCUUUCUGGCAUGCUGUCAAGGAUAGCACUGAUCUUGAUCUUGCUUCCGUCAACUACUCAGUGUUUGGUCUUGGUGACAAGCACUACUGGCCUCGCAAGCAAGACCGAGUGUACUACAACAAGCCGGCCAAGGAUUUGGACCGAGUGCUGACAAACUUUGGCGGAAAGCGAUUGGCGGACAUCGGCCUUGGUGAUGAUCAGGACCCCGACGGUUUCCAGACCGGAUAUUCGGAGUGGGAGCCCAGACUUUGGCAAGCUCUUGGAGUUGCCAACGUGGAGGGUUUGCCGGAGGAGCCGCCGCCAAUUACCAACGAGGACAUCAAGCUGGCCUCCAACUACUUGCGUGGUACGAUCGUGGAAGGCCUUAAUGACCCUUCCACCGGUGCAAUCUCAGCGUCUGACCAGCAGUUGACCAAAUUCCAUGGCACAUACAUGCAGGAUGACCGUGACGUGCGAGACGAGCGCAAGGCCCAAGGCCUAGAGCCGGCUUACUCCUUCAUGAUCCGUUGUCGACUUCCCGGUGGUGUUUCUACGCCGAAGCAGUGGAUCCAAAUGGACGACAUCAGCAACUCUCUUGGCAACGAAACCAUGAAGCUUACCACCAGACAGACAUUCCAGUUCCACGGUGUCGUCAAGGGCAAGCUUAAGCCGGCAAUGCAGGCCAUCAACCGUGCUUUGAUGACCACCAUUGCUGCCUGUGGUGAUGUCAACAGAAACGUCAUGUGCAGCUCCUUGCCCACGCAGUCCAAAUACCACAGACAAGUCUUUGCUUGCUCUCAGAAAAUCAGCGAUCAUCUUCUGCCCGCCACAUCAGCAUACCACGAAAUCUGGCUGACUGAUGACAACGAGAAGAAGCUGAUUGCCAGCGACGCCGUCCAGGACUUCGAGCCUCUGUAUGGACCUACAUACCUUCCCAGAAAGUUCAAGAUCACCAUCGCCAUUCCUCCUCACAACGACACUGAUGUCUACGCUCAUGAUAUCGGUCUGAUCGCCAUUAAGGGAGAUGAUGGCAACCUGGUUGGAUUCAACGUUCUUGCUGGUGGUGGCAUGGGUGCCACGCACAAUAACAAGAAGACCUACCCCCAAACCGGUCGUAUGAUGGGCUAUGUCAAGGCGGAAGAGGUUCACAUUGCUUGCGAGAAGAUCAUGCUCGUGCAGCGCGACCACGGUGACCGAAAGAACCGCAAGCACGCCCGUCUCAAGUACACCAUUGACGACCUCGGUGUUGAUGUCUUCCGUGGCAAGGUCGAGGCAAUGUGGGGCAAGGCUUUCGAGCCGGAGCGACCCUUCCACUUCCAAAGCAACAUUGACACCUUUGGCUGGCAGAAGGACGAGAACGGUCUCAGCCACUUCACAUUCUUCAUUGAGAACGGUCGUAUCGAGGACACUCCGGAGUUCCAGAUGAAGACCGGCCUGCGUGAGAUUGCCAAGGUGCACAAGGGCGAGUUCCGCCUGACCGGUAACCAGCACCUAAUCCUCUCGAACGUAGCGGAUGAGGACCUGCCCCAGAUGAAGGAACUCAUGAAGAAGUACAAGCUGGACAACGUACAGUUCUCCGGACUUCGUCUCAGCUCAUCUGCUUGUGUUGCCUUCCCCACUUGUGGCCUCGCCAUGGCAGAGAGUGAGCGAUACCUGCCGGUGCUCAUCUCCAAGCUGGAAGACUGCCUGGAGGAGAACGGCCUGCGCCAGGACUCGAUCGUCAUGCGUAUGACUGGAUGUCCCAACGGAUGUGCUCGCCCCUGGUUGGCCGAGGUUGCUUUCGUCGGCAAGGCCUACGGAGCUUACAACAUGUACCUCGGCGGUGGCUACCACGGACAGCGACUGAACAAGCUUUUCCGAUCCAGCAUUAAGGAGGACGAAAUUCUCGAGAUCAUGAAACCGCUUCUCAAGCGCUACGCCACUGAGCGUGAGGAGGGAGAGCGUUUCGGCGACUUCUGCAUCCGCGUUGGCGUCAUCGCCGAGACUAAGGGAGGUCAGGACUUCCACAACAAUGUGGCUGAGGAAGAGUCUGACGAAGAAUCCUGCGUCGUGACCUCAAUCCUCAACGAGCGGGGCAAGUUGCUACAAUUCACGCAAAAGGUUGUCAACAGCGUGGCAGAGUAUCAGGAACUGAUCACGGCCAAGUAUGAGCUGACCAUUUUUGAUACAAAGCUUGCUGGAAAGCUAUCACAUGGUGGGGCUGUAGGACGGGAGGCGGUUAUCUAA